This is a messenger RNA of Prorocentrum cordatum, 2233 nucleotides long. Lineage: Eukaryota; Dinophyceae; Prorocentrales; Prorocentraceae. The record is from the annotation of a GenBank genome assembly.
GAAGCUUUAAAGGCGUUGCAGCGCGAGUACCGUACAUCCGCAGUAACUUUGAUAUCCUGGGGCGCGGCUGGGCCCGUGGGUUACGUCGUGAGGUUGUGCACUGGGCCUGUCUGGAAGUUGAUGCACGCGCAAUUGAGACUGGCAGGGCGCAAGUGGGACAGGCGCCAGUCGGUGCGCGCCGCCCAGGGACAGCGCAGGUUGUAUCGUGCCGAUGUCGGUGCAAGUCGGCAAAUGGAGACUGUUGCGCUGGGGGAGAUUCGCGGGCUCUUCACGACGUCCGAUAUAUGGAACAUUAUCCCGCCAUCCCCCCGCACGUGCGAGGUGCGAUCGCUGGCUUUCAAGUACUUGAGCGCAUGCGGGUGCAUGGUGAGUGAGAGGAUAUAUGACGUGCGUGGUCGAGCGGAUGUCCAAGUCUUCGCCCGCUUGAACAGCGUGGACGAGUUCAGGGAUUGGUACGCACGGCUUCCAUGCAGACAUGCUGCAGGCUCGUUCGUGUCUUCGUGGUUCGCCUACUGGGAAGGCACUGAGGAUGGCCCCUUUGGGCCUGCUGCAUUCGCUGACAUGUGGGGCUUGAAGUUGGCUUUCCAGGAAGAGACUGCCGCAAUUGAAGAUGGGCAUGCUGCUAUUCGACGGGAUGUCAAUCUGCUGAGCACUCAGACCACGUCGCCUCAGAUCCACACCGUGAGCGCCAAGCACAUUGCCCGCGCAGUUCGAAGACUCGGUAGACUUGUACCGCGCGGUCUCGAUCGCGGCUUGGCUGCAGGGGCCACGGGCGCCGAGCAAGCUGACGACGAGGCCCUUGAGCAGCCUCGCAAACGCAUGAAGAGGGGGAGCUGGACGUUUCGCGCUUUCCUUUCUGAGCAGACUCGCGGGACCAAGGGCGGCUGCGCCGCGCCUGGCCGUGGCCAGCAGUUCAGGGAGACCAGCGCCUCCGGGCGGGAGCGGCUCCACAGGAAGGGCAAGGAUGCCGAGGCCGCUUGGUCGGCAGGAGGUCGAGGUUUCGGCAUGAACAACAGAGACAUUGACAUGGCGUUGCUUCGGCGACGGAGGCUUGAACAACAGAAGCGCUUGUCCGACGAGCUCGUGGCCUCGGGCGUGCCCGCGUUGGAGCCUUCUACUAACGAGGUCGAGGAGCUCGGGGUCUUGCCCUUCACCGAGUGGGGCCAGACGCUGGCGCAGGUCAGCAAGGCUGAGGCUUGGAGGAACAGGAAGACUGCUCAACUCGAUCGAUUGGUCGAUCAGGCCCUUGUCGCCUUCAGCGAGGGCGGGGUGGGCGAGUCCAUGGACUUCUUGAAGAAGGCGGUCGAGUCCACCUGCCCGCACUACGGGCCCGCCCCCAGCACGACUGCCGCCGCGCUAGGUCGAGAGACACCCCGUGCUAUUGCCAUAACUUUGAAGUUGUGCGACAACCCUGUGAAUGUCACAGUGCACAUGUUCAAACAGUUCAAGUCUGCCGUGAAGCGGCGCUUGCACCAGGGUGUUGCGUCGAAGUUGUUGGCACAUUCCGACAUAUUGUACCUGCUGACGCGCAAGGUCGGGGAGCCUCAAGGCGAUGGGCGCGAUCCAGCAUUCAGAGUUGCAGAGCAGCGCCUCUACCAUUGUGGCUGGCAGACCCUCAGCAGAUCUGACUUCCACGGCUACUUUCUCGAGGUCGCCCUGCGCGACGAGAAGGUUGAUGCUGCGGGUGGGCUCCCGUUGGACGAGCUGACGGCCUCAGGCGGUCCGGACUACGACGGCAUUUCUACGUGGGAACACUUGCACCAGCCCGAUCUCCGCGAGAUCAAGUUCUGGGACGGACAGGCCGACGUGGAUGCCGCCCUUGCCCCGAAGCCGUCGAAGCCGAGGGGUCCUCGGAAUCAGCCUCGCCCCCGUCAGCGGGGCCGGAGAAAGAGGUCUGAGCCUUCGCCAAUCCUUGACAUGAGCGGCGGCGAGGGAUAUGACAAGACAGACGAAUCCCACGAGGACUCCGAUGGCGUGCAGUUCCCUACCGCAGAUUCGGAUGUCAGGGGCCUCGACCACCACCAGGACCUUGGCUCCGAUUUUGACCCUGGGGCUCUCGGUGCAGAUGGUCGUCCACUGGGAGGCGAUGGCGGAGAGGUUGGGCCAGGCACUCCAAUUGGCGGCUGCGAGGCGCCAGACGGACGCGCCCUCACCGAUGCCUCGCACGACGGGGGGGCGGGCGAGGACGACCUGGACGCGUCGGCGCUGGGCGCUGCACCUGCGGCGCCUCCAG